Sander lucioperca (pikeperch) is the source of this 7972-nucleotide messenger RNA. RefSeq names its product ALMS1 centrosome and basal body associated protein (gene alms1). Gene Ontology annotation, cellular component: centriole; centrosome; cytosol. The record is from RefSeq and is a predicted model, not a curated record. Gene Ontology annotation, biological process: regulation of centriole replication. The transcript has 19 exons. NCBI's taxonomy places the organism in Eukaryota, Metazoa, Chordata, Actinopteri, Perciformes, Percidae. Bases 128 to 7012 code for a protein of 2294 amino acids.
CUCGCGCCCUCUGGGCCCUCCCGCGCGAGUUUCCGGGGUUCCCCCCCUACAUUUCCUAGCAACGCUCCGGCUCCUUGGAUACGAGCUAGAGGAAGCUCGCUCACUGUGGUGAACGGACAACAACAACAUGGAACCCCCAGAGAGGGUGGUGGGAUCUCCUCAGAUGCCAGGUGAUGAAGAUGCGAGUCAGUCUGUUGGACAUGCAUCCAUAAAUCAACUAGAAGCUCAAAGUCAUAGCCGUGCCAGUCAGGACCAGCGGCCGCCCAGGCUGGAAACUCAUGGCUGGGAGCUUCAACAGGGGUGCUCUUUUCAGCAAGAAUUUCAGGACAUUAACCUGUCUCCAGCCCUUUCACUGUUGCCUGUAAACUUCACUGAACAUUCUUUAUUCCAACAAAGCGACAAUGAAUUUGCCCCUUUAAGGGCGUACCCUGACAUUUCCAUGGCAUCAGAGAGGUUUCACGUUCCACCCCAGGAUCGCACUACUCAGGCCUCUGAAUGUGGCUCACUGUCCCAGCACCCUUUGGCCCAGGCAACCAUUCUGUCUGAAGAAGUAAGCAGCUGCUGCUCUCUGUCCCAGCACAGUUUGUCACUAAUAAACGAAGGCAGACGAGAGGAAACUGUUCACUCCCCAAUGAUUGCCACCACUGACAGACAGGGAGUACCAUCCAGAGAUGAUACGGGUAGCAGAGAGAAGGACUUAGUGACACUAACUGGCCCUCCAGACAAGCCAGUAGGAGAGGCUGAUGAAGAUGAGGCAUUCUUUCUGAGUAAGAAUAUUCUUGCCCAGCAUCUUCUGGAUCUCCUUCAGAAAGAAAUUGGCAUGGCAAGCAGCAGUAGUAGUGCGUUUUCCUCUGCCUCGAAGACCUCUGUGAAGGCUGCUGCAUCUUUUCCCAGAGAAUCUAAAAGCAUUGACCAAAGCAUGGUUAGAAGAGAAGGUCCUCCAGGUGAAGUUUCUCUUUCCCAGCAGCACACACAACAACCUGACAGGGAUUCAUACCCUGACCAAUCGCAAACCUUGUCGUCGGAGGUCUGUAACAUCACCGUGGGGUCCCGUAGUACUAAACCUGAUGACAGUAGCGAAGUGUUGCACAGAGAGCUGCUGUCUGAGGUAGAGAGGCGCAGCAGCCGUGAAGCUGAAUCUAAAAACCAACAGUGGAAAAGUCCUACGCCACCCGGUCAAUCUCUCACACCAUAUCCCACAGGGAUGCCUGAAGGCAAGCCAAGUGUGACCAGAACAAAUUUGGGUGGCCUGCAAUUGACAGGACCGUUUUCAGCAGGUUUUGAACGGGGUCACAGAGAGCAGGACCUCUGGUUCUCAGGGAACCAAACGGGGAUUGAUGGGUCCUACCUGGGUUUCCUUCCACAGUCUCAAUCCACUCCAGGGUUUUUCAAAGCCCCACCUAAAUCAAGUGUCAAGGCUAAAUUAGGACAACUCUCUGACAUAGAAUCGCAUAAAGAGAGCUCGGAUCAGUCAAACACAGGGAUCUCUCCACAGCCAGCUGUUCCUGCAGCUGAUGUCCAUCGCUCAGACACAGCCAAUCAGAGCCGAGAAGAAGCUACCUCUGCAAAAGUCCAGUCUCUCCCAAGUCUCAACUAUAUGCAGAAGGUAGACGCUUGGAGGGCAAAUCAGAGUUCAGGCAAGACGUCACUAUUUGAUAGCUUGGCACUGCAAGGUUUUUCUGGCAUCUCUCCUAAAAAGAAAGCUUACGAUGCAGUGUCUGAUUCCCUUAAUCAUAUUCUGAGUCAGCAGGCGAAAAGUUUACAACAGCCUGUUGUUUCAAGUGCUGCCAAUCAGAAUGUCACACAGAGCUCCUCCACGGCUCCUUCUGGCUCUUCUACAAGAAGAGGGGAGGCGGCAGGCGGUGCUCCUAUUGAUACUGGCUCUGCAACAAGACCCUCUGCCUCACAGUCCCACUCAUCUCUUAGCACCAUUGUCAGGUCGGUCCAGAAAGAUCAGCAGGAGAAAAGACCUGGAGAAAAGGGGAACAGUCAGACUCAGGACGAUGGCCGUCAUCAGCCAGACGCCACAGUUCAACCGUCGCCUCGCGUGAGCCUAAGCCAGUUCAGUGAUGUGUCACUUGAUCACGAUUUGACACUCUUAAAUUCCCAAGAUAGUUACAACAGUGGAAUUAAGUUAGGAGCUUCCAUUGGAGCUUCUUCUGUUGUCAGCCUAGAAGUUGAUAACUAUGUCCCGUACUGGACUUCAAAACAAUCACCACCACCUCUGCCCAAACCGCGAGAGCUCAACAUUGAAGAACGAAUCCCGUUGUAUCUCCAUAACCUGGGCAUUGACCAGUCACCCUCAACGAUCUUAACUCCAUUUGUACCCAGAGGGCCAAUCAGAGAGCCGGAAUUCUCUCCCACUGACCUCUGUACAAUUAAAGGAUCUAUUGGAACCCCAACCAAGAGCACCCAACCAUCUGAAGGUGAAAGUCCCCAUAAAGGACAGUUUUCCAGAUCCAGCAUUCUGUCAGUGGACUCCAGUGUAUCCAUACCGUUGAGCCUGGACAGUCUUGGUCCAGGUGCUACUGUCCCAGAGCGGAACAGGUGGGCUUUUCCUUCAUCAGAUACAGAAGCUCUCCAGAGAAAACACAGACCAGCCCCCUCUUCCCUCCCUGAAAAAGACACUUAUCCUUCCACUCAGCAACAGCACACGGACAGCUGCUUAACUAGCAGCCAGCAUACCAUCCAGCUAGUAGAUCGUUUUGGCUCUGACCCCUCGUUAGCUACCAGGGCCAGGUGUGGGGAAAGAGACUUGGAUUCACCCUUGCAAACUAGCCGGAGUUUGGAGGAGCAAAGCGCCGAAGAUUCUACGGUUAGCUCCAAGGCCUUGUUGGAGAUCCGUCAACUACUCUCUCAGGCGGGGAAUGUGCUAUCUGCUGGGUCUUCUGGGGGUUUCUCAGCUUCCCCUGCACCAUCCAGUCUGCUCACCGAUGACAUAUUCCUCUCACUGAAGACAAAAACCUGCAAACUCCAGGACUCCUCAUUCUCCUGUGCUAAUGAGGAUCCCAAAACCCGAUCCUCCCUACUGUGCGCUAGGUCCUCAUCUGACUCCAUGCUGACCUCCGAGAAAGUGAGAGAAAGCUCUAUUGGUCGAGAGAGUAUGACCUCAUCACGGCAACAUAAUUAUUCAUCCACACAAGCUCUUGUUCCUGCACCAGCCAAAGGUGCACACAGAAGGCCACAAGAAAGCACUGCUAGUAGAGGUGCAGGGUCAGCCCUUGUCCUCUCCCAAUCGGCUCGACGGGCAGAACCUGAAGGCUGCAGUGCAGCUCCCCCUGACAACACAGUCCCACCACAGCCACCAGUCAUUGCGCCUUUACCAGUUUUGAGUACACAGACGUUCACCUCUACUCCUACAGACAUAGUGGGUGUCACAGAGGAGGAAAAACCAACUACUCUGGAAGCUCCUGUACAGAGCAGCUCCUCCUCGCCCAUCCUCGAGGACACUGAUCAGGAGCUGAUGAGUGAUGGGAGUAGCGAGGGCUCGCUGGCAGUCAGAGUGGCCAAGUUACUGCAGAGUGAAUCUCCGGCCACCAUGUUGUCCAGUACACCCAGCAUCACUGACCAGGAGGAGAGCAAAGCCAGAGAGUGGAUUAAACUGAAGAUAUCAGGACAGCAGUGUGAACCUCUGGAGUUGGACAAAGAAGACAGAAAGCGGAUUGAAGAGAUAAAGAGAGAGCUGCUGUUAAAAUACCCUAUAAAGAGUCAGGGGAGCACAGAUACAGAGAGCAGUACAUCCAGUAUAAGAGUCCAAACGGUGCAGAAUGCGUCUUGGCAAGCAGCAUUAUCGAAGGCAGUGAAUGUCUCUAACAACCAGCCAUCCCAGCCUCUGCAGGGCCUCCACACAGAUCUCUCGGUCUCCGCCGUGCAGCUUCAAAACCCCCCUCGCCCAGAUCUAGAGGCUCAGAUAUGUGAGAUUGCCGCCAGAGAAGGGGUAACCCUCCCUAGGAAAAACCCUCAGGCCCUCACAUCUAUUACCAUUGCCACCCGCAGGCGGUCCACCUCACCCUCUCCCUCCACGUCGCCUGCACCUCCCUUCAGUCCAGCGCCAGGGCUGCUCCACCUGGCCGAGCUCUCAACAGAAGCAGUCAAGCUUCCUAAAGCUAACAGGCAGCUUCCCCAUACCAUGGCUCAAGAAGAUGAGGCUACCAGAGAGCCAGCAUCAGCGUUUGAACCAAGCAGUAGUCUUCACACCAGAAGCCAAAAUCUGACUUCUACGUCAGCACCAGUGAAUCAGAAGAGGCAAGACGCUGUAGGAGGCCAGUUUGAAGAACCUGCCCCACCCUCACAGGGUUUAGGUAGAGAGGAUGUGAAUGCUAAGGAGGACAACACCCAAUCGUUCAUGGGAGAUGAUGAGUUAUCUGUCCAGAACAGCUCUUGUUCUGGUGUUAGUCACGAAGCUGAGCAGGCCACAGGGUCCUCCACAUCGGAAUCCCCAGCCAGGACUGGUCACAUCUCACAUGUCCAUCUUACUCUGUCCCCUAAAGCCACUGAUCACACCUCUUCCACUGCUGUCCACCCCAGUCAUCCUGUUGCUGUUACAGGGUUGCUACGUAAAGAAUUUGUCCCCCUCAGACACACCUCUUCUGCUGCCAGCAGUCCGGACGAAGGUGUCGGGUUGUCCAGUCCACCAGAGUGGUACGAUGUCAGAGAGCCAAUAAGACACCAGGUGCCUAAAAGACCUGAGACCUCCACCCUGUUCAAAACCCCUGUGCCUCAGGGAAGAAUGACCCUCACAUCCACACAAUCCUCUACACCAUGUCACAGCGUUGGUGUGUCACAAAGAACCUUAACCACUGAAACACCAGCAGUGCCUGUUCUGUUACCUUAUAAACCAUGUGGCAGUGAGGAGCUCUUCUACAUCCCUCAAACAGAAACUGACAUCUCCUCUACCAACCCUUCUGACACCACCAUGGAGAGCUCCCAUACAGGCUCAGACGACGCUGUGCCCCCACGCUUCAGCAGCGAGGUCCUCGGGCACCGAGACACUGGGUUGGACCGUGGAGUCACCAUCAGACACUCAGAGGGCAUCUACAGCAAGAGGCUGAAAACAGCCACCUUCAAAAUGCACGAGCCCGGACACAGAGGUGCCUCUAUAUCAGCAGAUGGACCUUCACAAACAAGUGUGACUCAAGCUCCAAAGCAGUCUUCUCAGGUAUCAGUUGCCUUUACCAGAGUGCCUUUAUCAAGCAACCAAGGAGCCUCCAAGAGAGACCAGGGGACCAGCCCGAUGCAGUUCCCCAGUUAUGAUCAACCAAAGCCGAGCCGUGUGAGAUUUCAUGUGGACUUAGCCUACGACAAGGCGAGCCAUCACCUGGACCAAAGCCCUGUUCCUCAGGCGGGAGAGGAGCACGACCAGGAGAAGAUGGACUCCGGCUUCCAUGACCCCACUUCCAAGCAGAGCAGCAGCACUCUGGACCAGCUGUGGAAGAGGUUCUGUGAUCAGUGGAUCCUGGAGCAGUCCCAACCCACCAGCGACAGAGAGGCAUCACUGCUGGAGCGGCUAGAACGCCUGUCCCGUCUUAUUAAUAACACAAGGGGCACUUACAUGUCAGAACUACAGGGAGAAGAUGCUAUGGGGUACGAAACAAAGAAGGAUAUUGGAGUAGUGAAGAGGAGCGUAGGUUGUGAGGACAAAGGAAUAGAGUGGGAAGUCAGAAGAGGUAGAAAGGUUGAAGGUGAACCUCCUGUCCCUCAUCAGGCCUGGACACAGAGCCUACAGGUAGAUGAAACCUUUCAACCUACAGAGGAGGACAGCCGUGACUCCUCCGUCUCCAGCUUCUCUCAGGGCUCCUCCCAGAGUCAGCACCUCUGUCCUGCAGACAGAGACGAGUCAGAGACCUUAUCCACCAUGUCCAGCUCCAUGUCCACCGUGGACACGGCGCGGCUGAUCCGAGCCUUCGGCGCCCACCGAGUCCAGCACCUGAAAACGAGCUCCAGCCUCAGUAAACUGUACAGCACCAUCGACAAGCAGAAGGAAGGGAGGGAGCAGCGGAGAGGAAGAAACAAAGAGCCGCCUUAUAUCAUCACACUGUCAGAGACCACCGGUACUGAUGAAUCCAUAGUUGCUGCUGAUUCUGCAUCAACCAGCGCUUACACCCUUCCGUCACACAGCGGCCCCUCCAGGACUCUGGCAGCCAAGAAGAGUGUUAAACUGGUCAGCAAAAGCAUCCAGGCAGGCGACCUGGAGAUUGUCAGUAAUGGGACUCGACACCACACCAGAGAUGUUGGAACCACAUUCCCUUCGCCUGGUGAAGCCAGAACUUCCAGGCAGAUUUCAUCCCCUUCAUCCAGCUUAGAGAAGGGAAGAGGAGGGCAGAGGAGCCCCGCUAAGAGUCAGGGGUUACAAAAACAGAGAAAGAUCAAGAGAAGCCAUCCAAAGACCUACCCUAAAGGUGUUUCAUGGUUCAUCUCUGCUGACAACCUGAGGUCUGAAGUGCGUAAGGAGAACCAGCCAGAGGAAGAGGAGUUGUUGUGGAGGCAGAGCACUGCCUGGUUUGAACCAUACAGCAGAAUCAAUCCAUGGAGAGAACCGCUCCGACAGAGACAAGUACAUGAAGACAGAAACAAACACGACGAACCCGAUUUAGAUCCAAGAACCAAAACAAUGUCCUCUAGUUUGGCACGGAUCUCUCUCCAGGAGGCUCUGGAGAUGCAUCGUCCAGUGUUCAUCUCUGAUUCAAGGCGGAGGGUGAAGCGCAUGGCUCUGCAGGCACAGGAGAGGAAGCUACAGGCCAACUUCUGCAGAGAGAGAGAUGAACUCUUCAGCUGGCUUGGAGGAGCACAGAGGCUGCCGAGGCCUGCAGGCACUGCUUUGCUCAGGAGGGCUGUUCCCAGGAAGGAGAUGAUACUGAGAUCCAAACAGAUUUAUGAGAAUCUUCCAGAGGUGCAGAGGAGGAGAGAGGAGGAAAGAAGAAGAGCAGAGUAUCGAUCUUACCGGCUGAACGCUCAACUCUACAACAAGAGAAUCACUAACCAUGUCCUGGGCAGAAGAACAGCCUGGCAGUGAUCGGACCAGUGACACGUUUUUACUAUAGAGGAAAUCAGUGAUGGUAAAACUUCUUUUUACAAUUUUAAUAACAAAACUACCUAACUUAACACAAAAAAUUGCUUUUAUUUAUUUGUGACCACAUUUUUAGUUGGUAUUUCAAAGAUUAUGUAGAAUUGUACUCUUUAGAUACAAAUGUGUUGUAAUGUAAAAAUAAACAAGAUUCUUUAUAAUUUUUGCUAAAUUCCAUGCUUUGAUUGAAGACAAAAUACAGUGUCUUUAAUGUCUUUUAUUGAUCGGUUGUGCAAGAGCAGGAAGCUACACAUGGUAAAGACAAGCUUCAGAUUCAGUACAUCAGCUGCACAGAUAAAUAACAUAUGUCUGCAUUUCCUCUCUUAAACUACAGUAUGCCCAUUAAUUAAAUUAUAAAACUUCAAGGAGAGAGAGAUUUUUUACACUGUAAAUCCUUUAAGGUUAAUCAGCAUUUUUGUUCUGUGCAGUCCACAAGGUUUUAUUCGAACCACAGAGCAAAAUCCUCAAUGCAUUCUGUAGUUUGGUUUCUCCUGUCACUCAGGACUUGGUAUAUGUGCAAAAGUGUCGUUGAUCAAACCACAGUAAAAUGCCCACUACUUCAAAUGGACAAAUCUUCUAUUUUCAGUAUCAUUUCUGAAUCACAAGCCUUUCCCUUUAGACAGUUAGGUUAUAAAAAUGGAGUACACAAAGUGACACCUGAUUAAAACAAAUUGUCAUGAUCCUAAUACUGUGUAGCUUUAACAGUGUUCCACACCAGGGCCAAAGAGGAGUUUGAUAAAUAUUCUACACAACAAAAUCAGUGUAUCUGGGCAACAUGCAGCAGUGCAUUUGCAAGUAUCUCUACUUUUUCUGGCCAUAAAACAAAAUUUCGACGAGCAAGAUGAAGCUUUAAGUUACAGUAUGAAGGGCUGUAGUCGAGAGCACGGCAGUCUAACACAGGUCCUUUUG